Messenger RNA from Chaetomium globosum CBS 148.51, 1068 nucleotides. RefSeq lists its product as uncharacterized. The transcript is spliced from 2 exons. NCBI's taxonomy places the organism in Eukaryota, Fungi, Ascomycota, Sordariomycetes, Sordariales, Chaetomiaceae. Bases 1 to 1068 code for a protein of 355 amino acids. The record is from RefSeq and is a predicted model, not a curated record.
AUGGAGGGCGCACCAACAAGCUGUGGAACGGAAACUCAAAACCCAAGAUUUCGCCUUAUCGAGGAUUGCAGCAAAGACGUGGGGCCCGAGCCUAUCCAGGGCUCGGGAGGUCUACCUCCAAGAGCUACAGGGCCGAAGGGGCCUGCAAAGGUCUUGUCAAAAGCUCAGAACAGGAGCCUUCGAAUAGUAGUAGGGGCAUACAAGUCAGCUCCUAUUCGGUGCCUAGAAACAGAGGCCUGGGUGCCACCGCUAGACUUAUAUCUCAACAAGCGGCUGGCUGACUUCGAGGGCCGGCUACAGAAGCAGGCCCUACAAUCAGGGGCUGGGCCGGAGGCUGAGAGAAUAACCACGGGGCAUCUAAUCACUAAGGCCUGCAAUAAGGUCUACCGAAGGUUCAACAAGAGGAGGAAAACCCGAGGCCGGAGGCCCCGUCAGGGCCCGCAGAGUCCCACGCCCACUGAACUAGCCGCUAGUGUAGUGGCCCAGUGGGUUAACUACAAAUGGAAGAUCGGGGGGAAGGAUAGGGGGUCGAAUACCAAGGAGGUGGUCGAAUACCAAGGAGGUGGUCGAACUGGCCUGGCAGGCCCGGUGGGAACACAGAGAGCUAGUCAACAAAGUACUACUCGACAGAGGGUAUUAAACAGGAGUAUAGCCGACGAAGACCCCCCAGCCCUCUUAUUUACCGACAAAGCUCUGAUGAGACACGAAGGUCUUACAAAGGCGCAGAGCUCCCUCCUUUCCCAGGCCCGUAUCGGGGAUAUAGGCCUCCGGGACUACCUGUUCAGGGUGAAAGUCCCGGAGGUCCGCACCCCCUAUUGCGAGUGCGGGAGAGGCAGGGAGACGGUGGAGCACUUGGUGGUUUGGUGCCCCGACCCGCCGUCACAAAGGCCGUGGGACGGCAGAGAGAUUCGGUCACAUCGGGACCUACAAACCGUAUUACGGGGAGUAGGUGCCCGGAGCAGAAGAUUUGUUAGGAAGGUCCUUGGCUGGCUGAUGGACUCUGGCCGGCUACUGGAGUAUAGCCUGGCCAGAAGGCUGGAGCUAGAAACAGUGGAUGGGGAGGGCUAG